Nylanderia fulva is the source of this 1539-nucleotide messenger RNA. The record is from RefSeq and is a predicted model, not a curated record. NCBI's taxonomy places the organism in Eukaryota, Metazoa, Arthropoda, Insecta, Hymenoptera, Formicidae.
UCACCCACACACGACACACACUCUACAGCAACGCCAUCGCAUCUACAUCGAGAACUGGAAAUACGUAUAUAGUCGCAAAAACAUUGACUGUCGAUAAAAUCGCCAUUUGAUAUGCGUCAAGUGUAUUCCAUUUCGUGCACGUGGUCGUUUUCCAUUUAUCUGAAAAGUUUAAAUUGAUUAUAUAGAAAUGACUGAUGCUAAGAUAAAGAAACGUAAAGUUUCUAAGAAAACAAAGAAAUCUUGGCGCAAGCACGUCGACAUUAAGGAUGUUGAUAAAUUUUUAGAGAAUAAAAGAUUAGAAGAAAGAUUGGGAGCUCCUUUCUCGGAGCGUGUGGAUUCUCAGUUAUUUGUCGUCGACAAGUCUGAACCUGUUAGAAAUGUUUCUUCCAAAAAGGCUGCCAGGCUAGCCUUAAAGAGUAAGGAACCAAAAUGUUUCGCUUCUCUAAAACCACAUACAGAAGUUCCUGAUCCGAUUUGUAAAAGGAAUCAUGUAAAAAUCAAGAAGAAAAAAGAAAUUUUAAAGAAUAGAAUACUCACAAAAGUUGCUACAAAGAAUGAUAAGAAUGCUAAUAAGAAUAAUAAGAAAGAAGAGACUAAAAGUGAUGUAUGGACUACUACAAAAUUAUUGCCAGAAACAAUCACUGAAUGGAUGUCUUCGGAUGGCAUUAGACAUACAAUCAAACAUUUAGGAGUCCAAAAAAGAAAAUUGCCUUCAUCAUUGCAGAAAAAGCCAUCUAUUUUACCAGCAAUAGAAGCGCCACAUCCAGGUACAUCUUAUAACCCAUCAUAUACUGAUCACCAAGAUUUGCUUCAUCAAAUUGCUCAGGAAGAAUUAAAACUUAUAAAACAAGAGGAACAUCUUGAUCGAGUUACUACUAAAAUGUUCAAAAAGAUAAAAGAGGAAUAUUUAAUGAAAGAAAUGUUAGAGGGUUUGUCAACAAAGCAAACGACAGAAAACUCUGCUGAAGAAGACAAUAAUGAGGAAGAUUUGUCUAUUGCAAUGGCAAAUAAUAAACCUGUAAAAAAUGCCAAAAAAACGCUCGUACAGAGAAGAAAACAACGAGAACAAAAGCAAGCAGCUAAUGAACGUACAUUGAUCAAACAGAAAAGGAAAAUUGCUGAUAUCUACAAAUUAAAAAAUUUACAACAACAAAUACAGGUUAAAGAAAAGAAGCAAGAACUUUUAAGACAAAAACGAAUGAAGAAACGUGAAAGAGAAUCUGUUAUGCCGAAGAUUAGUAAGAUUAAAUUUGAACCCUUAGAGUCUGACUUUCAGCUUGCAGAAGAGUUGACUGGCAAUUUGAGAAAUUGUAUGCCUUCCAAAAAUUUAUUGAAAGACCGGUACAAAUCACUUCAACAGAGAAAUAUUGUUGCACCAGCUGUCAUAAAAUUGACACGUGACAAAGCAAAGGUGAAGAAAUUUAUAAAGCCAGAUCAUAAAAUAAACCUGGAUGCUGCUAAGUUACGACUUCACAAUAAGGUUUAAUGCUCUUAUUAAUUUAAUAUCAUACAUAUUUUCUAUAUGUAAUAUAUAUUGAU